This is a messenger RNA of Hydractinia symbiolongicarpus, 922 nucleotides long. RefSeq names its product 40S ribosomal protein S3a-like. Gene Ontology annotation, cellular component: ribosome; cytosol. The record is from RefSeq and is a predicted model, not a curated record. Gene Ontology annotation, biological process: translation. The coding region runs from base 102 to 893 and encodes 263 amino acids. The transcript has 4 exons. Gene Ontology annotation, molecular function: structural constituent of ribosome. Lineage: Eukaryota; Metazoa; Cnidaria; Hydrozoa; Anthoathecata; Hydractiniidae.
UGUAGCACUCGGUUCCGGUUAAUCUCUCGCUCAAAACAUUGGCCUGCCACCGUGAAGAAGCCAUCUUUUCAAGUCCUGCUUGUCUGCGAACGAAGGCCAAGAUGGCGGUAGGCAAGAAUAAGAGACUUUCCAAGGGUAAAAAAGGAACAAAGAAGAAGAUUGUUGAUCCCUUUUCAAAAAAAGAUUGGUAUGAUGUGAAAGCACCAUCAAAUUUUGAAGUUCGCAACAUUGGAAAAACUGUUGUUACAAGAACUAUUGGAACAAAAAUUGCUUCUGAUGGAUUAAAAGGUCGUGUCUUUGAAAUGGCACAAGCUGAUCUUAACCAAGAUGAAGUUCCAUUCCGUAAGUUCAAAUUGAUCGUGGAAGAUGUGCAAGGUCGCAAUUGUAUUACAAACUUCCAUGGAAUGACCAUGACUACUGAUAGAUUAAGAUCACUUGUCAAAAAGUGGCAAACGUGCAUUGAAGCUCAUGUUGAUGUGAAAACUACAGAUGGUUAUCUGCUUCGAGUAUUUUCUAUUGGUUUUACGCGUCGCAGACCUAAUUCGUUAAAGAAGACAGCAUAUGCAAAAUCCACCCAAAUUCGUGCCAUUCGAAAAAAAAUGGUUGAUAUUAUUACCCGAGAAGUUACAACAAAAGAUUUAAAAGAAGUUGUCAGUAAGCUCAUUCCUGACAGUAUGGGUACAGAUAUUGAAAAAGCAUGCCAAGGAAUUUAUCCUCUGCAUGACUGCUACAUCCGAAAAGUUAAGUGUUUGAAGAAACCAAAAUUUGAUGUGCACAAACUAAUGGAGAUGCAUGAAGGUGGUACCACAACCACCACAUCAGGCGAAGCAGCGACCGGUGUUCCUACAGAACGUCCAGACAAUUAUGAACCACCAGUUGUAGAUUCUGUCUAGAUGAAAUAAUACCAUUAUAAUUCAAUUGA